CCGUGAUACAAUUGCCGUGAUAUUCCGAUUCCGUAGCACCGAUGGAGGCCUUCCUUGCCGAAUACGCCGAAGGCGGCCUCAAGAAAGACAUCGCACCGUUCCUCGGUAACAUGUGUGGGUGGAUGCAUUCCACACAACAACUUCUGCCUUUGUCGUGUCGAUGAAUGCAUUCCUCAUGGAUGGAUGGAUGGAGAUGGGGUGUGUGUGUGUGCAGAUAGCGUAUCGUUGGUCAACUUCAGCAGCUGCAGCCCCCUCAUCGCGGGGCAGAUAGGCCGCGACCACCAUGACCUGUGGAGCACGCACCUCACCCACCCCGAGUACGCCAGCGAUGUGUUCAAGGAGAAGGGGCGCGGCCGAGCAUUCGGGCAGUCGCCGACCUGCCAUCCGUCCUUCUACCGGCUGAUAGUGGCGGCCUUGAGCCGCACGGGACACACCAGACGCCUGGCUAAGAUCAAUGUAGGCCUCUGCACUGACACUGAGGAUGCUCACGCGCACGUCUGUUUGGAUUGUGCUGUUGUCCACACGCAGAAGCUGCACACGCGGGGCAAGCUGACGGCGCCGUUCGACCCCAAACACGACCCCGCCAAGAUGGACAACCCCAAGAAGCGCGGCGGCAAGAAGCAGCAGCAGCAGCCCAGCUCCUCCGAGCCGGGCAUCUACGAGUUGUUCAACGGCUUAGUGAAGGACAAGGAGCGCAACGCUCGGCAAGAGGACAUCCGGCGGGAGGCCAAGCGCAGGAGGGAGGGGUGGGGGCCCAUCCCCAAAGAGCACGAGGGGCUCUUCUGGGCGCUGGACAACAACCGCCCCUCCAUGCUGGCCACGCGCAUGCGGACGCGCUUCCCGGCCAAGAAGGUGCCGGGCGGCCUGCUGCAGCGGCUCAGGAGCGAGGCCAAGUGGAACGAGGAGGCCGCCAAGGUGCUGGCCGAGUACGUGGAGGAAUAGAGAAGUGUUGGGGUUGGGGGGGGCAGGGGCGACUGGCUGGGUGUGUGGAUUGAUAAGUGAGACUGCCUGGUGUGCGUUGUGAAUGCCGGAGUGCGGUGACACCAUACAUGUCAUGUGAGUGAAUGAGCCAUCCAUCAUUCGGACUGUCCAGUGCAUGGUAUGGACCCACGUCUGUACCGUAAGCCGAAUACUUGCUCCUAGCUUGCCGCCGAAUGGGAGGGCGGACAGCGAGUGUUUCAGGAGGCCUUGGGAGACGUCAGGACGGCGCACAGAUCUGUGUGGG
Messenger RNA from Vitrella brassicaformis, 1225 nucleotides. The record is from the annotation of a GenBank genome assembly. NCBI's taxonomy places the organism in Eukaryota, Vitrellaceae.